Molecule: messenger RNA, 111 nt
Organism: Phytophthora nicotianae INRA-310
Lineage: Eukaryota; Oomycota; Peronosporomycetes; Peronosporales; Peronosporaceae
Exons: 2
Coding region: 1-111 (36 amino acids)
Source: RefSeq, a predicted model, not a curated record
AUGGUUCACUUCUGGCUUGUUCAGGCCGUGUGUCCAACCAAGUUUCUCAGCAUGCCAUCGAAACUUCUGUACAAUAAGAAGCUAGCUGCAACCACCAUUCGUAAAGGGUAA